AACACAUUUCAGACAACACAGCAGCGGAGGUUGUCCUGUCCUAUUCUUUCUUCCCUACGGCUCUGCUCGUUGCUUUUCGUGAUUACUCUCGUUUCAGGCCUGUAUUUCUGUUUCUCUGUUUCUCUGUAUCCACUACUCCCAUCAGCUGCUCUCGUCACGAUCGCGUCUGCGCCUGACAGCACAACGAUAUCUGCCUACGAAAAGACGAAAGACGAAAGACGAAAGACGUCCAGGGAGUUCCGGGGCGAAUCUCCACAAAUAAAUAGCAGGAUUGUCCGUUCUAUCAUGCUAGAGCCUCACCAUCCCCUCGUGUCACGGUUAAUCUAGGCCGUCACGUAUCCACCAUGACCAAGGCCGACGUGCGCAAGGACUACUACGCCGAGCUGGGGAUCUCCCCCAGCGCGGACGCAGAGGAUAUCAAGAAACAGUUUCGAAAGCUGGCUCUCAAGUACCAUCCUGACCGCAACCCUGGCCGCGAACCCGAGUUCAAGGCCAAGUUCCAGGCCAUCCAGGCCGCCCAUGAGAUCCUCGGCGACCCCCAGCGACGAUUGAAAUAUGACACCGACAGACUGCGUGCUGGGUAUGGGAAGCUGUAUGGGCCUCCGAACAUGGGGGCUGCGCGGAAGCCCCCUCCCCCCGCUACGACUUCGACGAAGCCGCCGACUUCGAAAGCGUCGUAUUUCAACACGAGACCGACUUCUUUCCAGGGCACAUCGACAAGAGAAAGAGAAGGAGGGGCAGGAACCCCAGGAGGCAUGCCCGGUGCUCAGAGAUAUGCGAGUUACGCGCGUGCUGCACCCCAGCAGCCGUGGCAGAAGACGCACGACAGCUCGCAGACAAGAGCGGAUGCUUUUCGUGGGUUUCAGGAUAUGAAGGGGAGCAGCAGCGGUGCAAGCAACAAUAAUACCACGACUAAUAAUAAUCCUACCUCAAACAACGGUGGAGGGUGGUCGUCGUUUGAUCCGCAUACAGGCCGCCCGAUGCCCGGGGCGACCAGCAAACCCGCCAGACCUGGGCCGGAGCCCACCACAGGGCCCUUUGGCAACAGAUCCAAGUCCGCCUACGAGUACUUCAAGUCGCCGCCGAGACAGGCCAGCACGGCGACCCCACCGCCGACCAGAAAGAAACAGGGCUUCGCGCCCCGGACCGCCGGCGGCGACGAGCCCAUGGCCCCGAAUACCUCGGCGUACACGCGCGACCGCCCGCACAGUAGUGCAAACCUAUACGAAUCGAUGUCGUCCAAGGCACAAGCACAAGCACAGGCACAAGCACAGGCACAAGCACAGGCACAACCUGGUGUGACGCCCGAGCGGAUGAGCAGUCGGUACGCCACCGCCGGCGGCGAAAAGACCUACUUUUCCAGCGCCUGGCUGGGUCGCUCCGCCAGCGUCCGCUCCCCUAACCAUGCGAGUAGCCCGAGCCCCAACACGCGAUCGCGCACGAAUCCUCCCAGCCCGACGGCGCCGGAGCGCGGGCGUCAUCGCAGUGCCAGCCCGAAACUCAAGAGAGACCACCACCACCACCGCGCGCGUCGCAACACAUUCUCGGAUACCACGAGUUCCAGCGAGGACGGCGACGAUGACGAGGAGCCGUUCAAGCCCCGUGCGGUACCCAAGAGCAGGCUGCGCCCUCAUCAGAAGUUCUCGGAUUUCCAUACCGAGCAGUACGAUUGGCGAAGAUCUGGCCAUGAUUCUGAUAGUGCUGCAUUGCGGGACUCCCAUCGCCACCAUCGCGAGACGCAUUCCCACCGGCAUGCAUCUCAGGAGCGAUACCCUACUGCCAAUCCUCACAAUCUACACAAGAAAUUCUCCGCAGAAGACUGGCGCGAGAGCUUCCAGUUCACCCCGACGGCCAUGGACAAUGGAGCACCCACCGCCGCGCAGGCAUCGGCUCAGACAUCGCGCCCUAGGGUUUCCCAGAGCCGCGGACGCCCAACGACCAAACAUAAUGCACGGACUGCCAAGUCGGGGACUCCGAGUAGUCACAAUUCUUCGCGGUCGAAUUCGGAGCCCGCAGCGCAGCAACAGCAGCAACAGCAACAGCCACAGUCGAAUCAUGGGUUCGCUGAAGGGACCUUCUCCAUUGACGGCUGGGCGGAACAGUUGAAGAAUCUCUCCUUUUUUGGAUCUACGGGCCAGCCGGGACAGUCUACACAGCCAGCCGGACAGACCGGGCAGUCUACGCGUUCGAGAAAAACAAAACCAGCCGUCAAGGUGCGACCCGCUCCCCAGCCGGCGAGUGUGGCUACCGAGGCAGAAGAGGCGCGAGCCACGCUGGACGACGAACAUGAACCUAAACCCAACGGACCACAUGUGGAGGACAGCAGCGAAGCGAUGGAUAUCGACGAUAUCCUACCGGAGGCGAAGCCCGAAGCAGCAAAGGAGGCUCCUGCUGCUGCUGCUGCUGCUGCUGCUGCUGCCGCCGCCGAGAAAGACCAGACGUUGAACAUGAAGAACCUAGCGGAGACGACCCCCUUCACCAGUACCAACAACGGGGGUAUCGAAGACCUACAGGACAUCGGGACAACGUUGCCCUUUGAAUCCCGGCCGAGGAACCUCCGCCCGCGCACCAUGACGGCGGCGUCGGUGCGGCCGCGCGAGCUGAACUGUCCCAACCCGCCGAAACGGCCGCGGCCGCCCGUCCUGAUGCCUGCGAGCAGCGGCGCGCCCACCACGCUUGUCCUCCCGCAUGUCGCGUGGGACCGGUACGUGCGCGAGAUGCACACGUACAUGAAGGAAUGGGCGGUGUUUGAGCGGCGGAUGCUGGCGCACUUCAACGCCCGCCAGGAGGCCAUCGAAACGGGCCUGGCGCCCAACUGGAUCAGCGCCGUCGGCGAUUCCUCCCGUCUUCAUCUAGAACCCGAUCAGGAUGAAUCCGAUGACGAAGCUGGCGCGGCUCCUGCUCCUGCUCCUGCUCCUGCUCCUGCUCCUUCUGGAGACGGCCUUGAUCUUAUCCCCGGCGUUCCUCGCGGGGGUUACAACGCGUACCUGCGCGCAGUGGAGGAGGACGAAAAGGUACACAAGCAUUGGGAGGUUGCGCGCGAGAUGCACCGCGAAUGUAUCCUGGAGUUGGGCCAGAUGCGCGAAUGGAUCCUGAAUGGAGGGAAAGUGAUUUAGUAUUGGUUGGCGUUGCUUGACUGGAUGUCU
Penicilliopsis zonata CBS 506.65 is the source of this 3146-nucleotide messenger RNA. RefSeq lists its product as hypothetical. Lineage: Eukaryota; Fungi; Ascomycota; Eurotiomycetes; Eurotiales; Aspergillaceae. The record is from RefSeq and is a predicted model, not a curated record. The transcript is spliced from 4 exons. Bases 345 to 3116 code for a protein of 923 amino acids.